Alligator mississippiensis (American alligator) is the source of this 686-nucleotide messenger RNA. RefSeq names its product kunitz-type serine protease inhibitor bitisilin-1-like. NCBI's taxonomy places the organism in Eukaryota, Metazoa, Chordata, Crocodylia, Alligatoridae. The record is from RefSeq and is a predicted model, not a curated record. The coding region runs from base 28 to 504 and encodes 158 amino acids. Gene Ontology annotation, molecular function: serine-type endopeptidase inhibitor activity. The transcript is spliced from 4 exons.
CGCUGGGCACGGCAGGACGGCAGCAUCAUGAAGUGGGGCAGCCUCUUGGUGCUGGCGGGGCUCCUUGCCCUCUGGGCUGGGCUGCAGCCUGCGUCUGGAAAGCUUGUUCCAGACAUCUGCAGGCUCCCCCCGGACCGUGGCCCCUGCAAGCUACACCUCAAACGCUACUACUUCGACUGGGUCUCCGGGAGCUGCCAAACGUUCACUUAUGGCGGCUGCCGUGGAAAUGGAAACAGAUUUUGGAGUCUUCGGUCCUGCAGGAAGAAGUGCCAGGUGGGCGGCAAGGGGCUGGAGGCUGCGAGAGGCAUCGCGGCACCAGGGCAAUGGCUGGAGACACGGGGAAGCCUGAUGCUGGGGAGACCCAGCCGGUGCCCCCCGCCCAAGGGGGCUGGGAUCUGCGUACAGAUGUGCGACUUUCAGAGGCCCUGUCCUCCCGGACACUUCUGCUGCGGCACGGGCUGUGGCACCGUCUGCAGGAGUGUCAAGCAGAGAGGGCAGCCCUGAGAGUGACCCCGCGUGGGAGCCGGGCCACAGGGUCCUGGACCCUCCCAUGGACUCUUCCUGUGGCUCCAGACAUGGAUGGGACACAUGACCCCCAGGAGCGGGGGUCUGCUUCCAGCACCCCCACCCACCAUAGCAGAUCCUUGCUCCACGCAAUAAAGACCUUGCUUUCCAGCUUCCUGCAA